Molecule: messenger RNA, 2025 nt
Organism: Strongyloides ratti
Lineage: Eukaryota; Metazoa; Nematoda; Chromadorea; Rhabditida; Strongyloididae
Product: Protein neuralized
Exons: 3
Coding region: 1-2025 (674 amino acids)
Molecular function (GO): ubiquitin protein ligase activity
Source: RefSeq, a predicted model, not a curated record
AUGCAUUAUCAUACAUUACAGAGAAAUUUUAAAGGAAUGGGACUAGGACAGAGUAAUAUUAUUAAUCCUGAUGUCUAUUUAUUAAAUGAGUUUGUAAAUAGAGGUACACCAAUAAAUCCAAAAAUUCAAUUAAAAUUUCAUACUGUACGUGGUUCAAAUUUGGAGUUGUCGCAUGAUAAUAGAGUUGCUACCAGGCAUACAUCAUAUAAUAAUGGUGUCGCUUUCACUAAUAGGCCUAUUGAUAUUGGUGAGCACGUGGUCUUUAGAAUACGAGAAACAACUUCCGCUUGGUCAGGUGUAUUGAGGUUGGGAGCAACUGUUCAUAAUCCUUCCACAGAAUUUAGACAUAAUCCUGUCCCUGAAUUUACAUGCCCUAAUUUAACAGAACAAGAUGGUUAUUGGGCUAAAUCAAUACCAUCAAGAUUAUGUCGUCCAAAUACUGUAUUUCAUGUAAUUUGUAAUGAAAAUCAUGAAAUUAUUUAUGGAAUAAAUUUUCAAGAUUAUAGUACUUUUUUUAAAUUUCCACCUGAUGCAACUAGACUUUGGCUUAUGAUUGAUAUUUAUGGUGAGACAACAUCAAUUGAAUUUCUUAUAAAUGCUGAUGCUCAAGAAUUAAGAAGAACACUUCAAAAUAGAAGUGAUUCCUCAUCUGAAGAUAUUAUAAGUGAUUCACCAUCAGAAAGUAAUAUGAUUGAAUUUAGAAAUGAGACACCUGAUAAUGUAACACAAUCUAGAAUUGAUUAUAAUUAUGGUUCAGAAUAUAUAGCACAAUUAAACAACGAUGAUCAAAGAUUUCAUUCAACAAUUGGUGUUAAUGUACUAUUAAGUAAUAACGGGCAAGUGGUAACAUAUGAUAAUUCAGGUGGUCGCAAUACGUAUGUUUUUACAUGUAGACCAAUUAAACCAAAUGAAAGAAUAAAAUUAUUAAUAAAAGAUAUUCGAACUACUUCUCGUGGACCAUUUAUUAUUGGUGUAACUGUUAAAAGACCAGAUGAAAUUGAUCCUCAAGAAUUACCAUGUAAUCCUUCUCUAUUAGAAGAUAAAGAAGAAUAUUAUCAAUAUUUUGAAAUUCGUUCAAUGUUAGCAAAUAAAUAUGAUUCUCUUUCAUUUUAUUAUACUGAUUCUGGAAGAUUAUUUUAUUGUUUACAGGAUGCUGGUGAUACAGAAGUUGGACAAAUUUUAACAUUACCAUUUAUUUAUUUAUUUAUGAAAUUAGAUGGAACAAUAACAUCUCUUAGAAUGGUUGGUUAUGAAAAUGUUAGAGAAAGAAGUACUAGUUUACCAAGUAUUUCUGAAUUUAAUCAAAAUGAAUAUAUUCAUAAUAUUGAACCAUCUGAAUAUGUUAGAAAUUUAUUGAAUAGAAUGAAUGAAGGAUCACCAAGAAAUUCUGUUAGAAUUUCUCCAAAUACACGUGAUAAUAAUUAUUUAUCAAAUCGUCUUUCAUCAAGUCCUAGUAGUAUAGGAAAUCGUCGAAAUAUAUCAUAUACACCACCAUAUUCUAUUCAUACACCUGAUCCAAUAACUUCAGAAUCUUCAAUUUUAAAUACAUAUAAUAAUAAUAUUCAUCCAACUUCUGUUUCUCCAAGAGGUGAAUCAAUUAUAACAUCAUCUUUACAAAAUCCAAUUGUCACAAGAAUUUUAAAUGGUAGAACAGUGGCUGAUCUUCUUGAAAGUUCAAAUAGUUUAGAAAGAAGAGUUAAUACAAUAUUAACAGGUGCUGAUGAGACAUUAGCAAGAUAUCGUGCCUAUAGAACAACAGAAACAUCAGAAAAUGAAAUUGAAAGAACAUCUCAAGAUAGUGAAAAUGAUGAAUCAGCUUCAGAAGAGGAGGUACAAAAUUUAACAGAACCAGUAAAUGAACAAGAUACAUGUACAAUAUGUAUUGAAAGAAUUAAAAAUAUUUCAUGUUAUCCUUGUGGUCAUCUAUGUAUGUGCAAACGAUGUUCCAAACAAUUUAAAGGUCCUGGUAAAGCUUGCCCAAUAUGUAGAGGAAAUAUUGUUGACUUGGUAAGAAUAUUUAGAUAA